CCUGAUUGGAGAAAGUCUGUCAUAUGACACCAAUGUUUGCUGAUGACGUUGGUUUCUAGGUUUGUUCCCGGUUUUGGACGGAAAGAAAGCCUGCGGGACAGUUAUGGGUCAGGAAGCUGGCAAGCCAGCCUGGCCCAAACCGGCUGGUGGGUAUCAAACAAUCACCGGACGGAGGUACGGCAGGAGGCAUGCUUACGUUAGCUUCCGCCCAACAUCUGCCAAACACAGGAACCCAGCCAGCGUGGAGGAUGUGCCAGAUACGGAAAUGGAUGGUGUCAACAGAGCACAUUCCAUACCUUCAAAAGGGAACAUCUCCUCGAUGCUUCACGCAAUCUUUCCCGUGUCAUCGAAUUCGGUUCACCCAGGGGGGAAAGCCAAAUCUGGCAAAGAUCCUGCCCACAAGAAACAACCUACUUCUAGGAAGUCAUCUGAAGCCCACACGAUCCAUUACAAGAAGCUAAAGAGUGACCAGCCUUUAUCCUGUGACCGGGACCAAAAUGGUUGUAAGAAAAGUGCAGAAGCCAGUGCAUGGCCCAUCCCAGAGGACAACGACAGCAACCCUUCGAAUUCUAGUGUACUAAGUUUUGUAAAUAUUGAUGCUUACGAGCCAGACAGCAGUGGAGGCGAGGAGGAGGGGCAGGGCUCCGAUCCGUCUCACGGUCUCCAGAAAAGACUGGAUGACAUGAUCUUCGAGCUGGGCAAAGAAUUUGACUAUCUCAGUGGUUUGCACUCGUAUUUGUACACAAAAUCCUGCGACGGGACAGACUGUUCCCACAGAGACACUCAAUCAGUGAAAGAUUCCCGAACAGAACUUCGAUCCGGCGCUUGUGCCGAGGAACCCCCCGCUGAUGGUAAUACGCAUGAACCCAAUGGAACGGAUCACCCAGAAAACGUCCCCAAGGAUCAGGGCACGACAGAGGACCUAGUUGCCGAGGGUUCUCCCGUCACCCCCAAAGGUGUCGCUGGACUGGGGAACGAUGACCAAAGAGGGACCCAGUCAGAGAUGGUGGUCAGGCCCAAAAUCCGCAAGCAGACGAGCGAAACGCACCUGGAGAAGAGGAAGAGCGAUGAGGAGGGGGAGCGUUGUGGCUCAGCCAAACAGGCCAGCCAGACCAAGUGCCUGUCUGCACCACCGUUCUUUUUGACGCAGACCGAGAGGCCCAGCCAGGACUUCCUCUUUGACUUUCCCCAGACUGAUCUGAACGGCUUUAGGCCUGCAGAGAGGAGGUUUGAAUGUGGAGAGUCCCGUGGAAAAGUUGUUUCUGAUUAUGAAGUGGACAUCUGGGAAGAUCUGGAGGACUUCAAUGAGACGUGUGCUCCUUUCAUGAAGGCUGAGGAAAGCUCGGAGUGCAGUGAGGGAGAGUGGUCGGCCUCGUGGACGUCAGACUCCGGCUUGGAAAAGGAGCGCCGCUCCAGCCAGGAGAGCUGGGAGACACUGCCCGCCUUGGAUGAGCUGCACAGCAAUGGCAGCAGUCUGGACGACAUCCCAGAGUUCACCCUCCCCCCUGAGGAGCCUACCCCCCUGGAGGAGGGGGAGAUUCCAUGGUUGAUGUACAACGAAGAGACUGGCAGCAGCAGCGACGAAGACCCAGAUGGCAUGAGUCACUUUGUCCACCCGGGCCUCUUCAUCCUCGAUGGCAACAACAACCUGGAGGAUGACUCCAGCAUGAGUGAAGACUUGGACGCUGAGUGGAGGUUGCUUGACGACUUCGGGGAGGGCUUUGGGAUGACCCAGGCCAUGUCGUAUGUAGAUCCUCAGCUCCUCACAUACAUGGCUCUUGAAGAACGCCUAGCGCAGGCUAUGGAGGCGGCUCUGGCCCACCUGGAGUCUCUGGCCAUCGACGUGGAGCAGGCCCACCCCCCAGCCACGGAGCAGGUCAUCGAGGGCUUGCCUCAGAUCACCAUACCACAGGACCACAGUGGGCAGGAGCAGUGCUGUGCCAUCUGCUGCUGUGAGUACGUCAAAGAUGAGAUUGCCACCCAGCUGCCAUGCCACCACAUGUUCCACAAGAUCUGCGUGACUCUCUGGCUCCAGAAGUCGGGCACGUGCCCUGUCUGUCGUCACGUGCUGUCCCCCGCUGUCGCCGACACGCCUGCCCCCACCUCGUUCGUGUCAGAUCAGGACAUCCCACCGUCCAAUUACAGCGCAGCCGGAACACGGUGAAUCCACAGCCACAAAACGUUGGGGGGCGGGGAAGAGGCCUCCAUCUCUUCAAUGAAAACAGUUCUUGCUUUUUCUGUCUCUGCAAAUGUAUAGCUCUGUAUGAAUGAAAUUGUUGAGUUUAGUUCUGCACAAGUGCACAAGUUCUAUGUCCAAGAGUGACAGUUCAGGCUUAUUUUCUGAGAAAAUAUUAUAUGUAUAAUCUCAAAUCUUUGUUACGAAUGUAUGUUUUAAUGAAGUAUAUAAACUAAGUUAACUACCAUUUGUUUUCGCCUGAAAUGCGUUUCAGAUUUUACAUGCACAAAUUGUUUUCAAACAGAUGAAAGCACUGCUUAUGUACCUUACAUUGUACUAAUUUCUUAAUCAUUUGUUUUCCCGUGUUCAAUAAAGGCUGUAGUGUGCGGUAA
Esox lucius (northern pike) is the source of this 2568-nucleotide messenger RNA. RefSeq names its product praja ring finger ubiquitin ligase 2 (gene pja2). The record is from RefSeq and is a predicted model, not a curated record. The coding region runs from base 104 to 2164 and encodes 686 amino acids. Lineage: Eukaryota; Metazoa; Chordata; Actinopteri; Esociformes; Esocidae. The transcript has 9 exons.